CCCAAACUACCUACUAGAGGCAACGAGCGUCCAGAAACCUCGCAACCAAUGGCCAGUUAACGAACACAGAAUGCCUAGGAAAGGAUUUGAGAAAGUGCAGACCGGGUGUCUCACCUGCAAGGCUCGAAAGGUGAAAUGCGAUGAAACGCAGCCUACAUGCAUGAGAUGCCAGUCUAGCCGGAGACACUGUGGAGGCUACCGCCAGACAUCAGCCAGCUCCUACAAGUGGCAAUACCUCCUGUCACCGCACUCUGUCGUCCACCGACGCACAAAUUGCAGCAACGCCGAUCAAAGGAGUCUCGCAUUCUUCCACCGAACCCUCGCUCCGGUACUCAGUGGACCGCUACGCAACCAAUUCUGGACAGUCCAGGUAGCCAGCGUCGAGUAUGGUCUCGCCGGCGCCAAGCACGCCGUCCUCGCGCUCAACGCGCCGUUUGAGCAUUACGCAAACCGGCAGUCUACUGCUGAUGCUUCCCUCCGUUCUGCAGUGUAUUAUAAUACCAGCGUGAACAUUGCCAUUGAACAGUAUAAUAAGGCUAUAAAUAGCGUCCUGGCCUGGCGGAUGACCGCUGUCUCCUUGGAAGCAGUUCUGGUGAUCUGUAUCCUGUUUGUGAGCAUAGAAUACGCCACAGGAAAUCCGACAGCUGCAGUGACGCACUUGAACCACGGCAUCUCCCUGCUGAGAUCAUCACGUCUGAUUCCGGAGGCCAUAAUCUCUCAGUUUCGCUACCUCAGUGUUUUACCGCGUUACUCUGGGGCGGACAUAUCGUCGUUUUGCUUUAUUGGGGAGGGUUCGGAAGCGAGGAUACACUCAUUGAUUAAGUUUGUGGAUUUAGGCGCGGCGGAAGCAGCACUUAGUCCCCUCGUUUACAAGUGUGCCAGACUGCCCCUGUUGCAAGCCAGUAUCACCUCCGAUGCUGAAGUGCUCCAUCGGGAGUCGCUGCAGCAAGAUUUAGACCGAUGGUGGUCCCUCUUUAUGGAUCUCCGGCGAAGAGGCAGUGUGCGAACGCCAGGAACACAGCGAGCUAUAACACAGAUAUCGCUCGUGCAGGGAGCGGGUCUAUUGGAGGUCAGGUGGCUAGUGGCCAAGAUAUGGAUGGACACGACGCCACUACAAGAUGAGCAUGCUUACGACUCAUAUCUCAAUGGAUUUUGUCGCAUUGUCAAAGCCUCGAGCAAAGUGCAGGAUGAGUGCUCUGAUAUGUCAGAUGCACUGGCAUUUAAUAUCGGCUACACUGCGCCUCUCUAUUUCACAACACUAAAGUGUCGACAAUUUGAUAUCCGUCUUAAAGCUCUAUCAUUGAUGGAAAUGUUAUUCUGUAGAGAAAAGGCCGUCUGGCAUCAACCGUUGCUAUGUGCCGCGGCGAGGCGAGCCAUUGAGCUGGAGCAUGGGGUUAGCCUGUAUCGUCAUGACAAUACAUAUCUCGCGAGUGCGGAGCUAGGUCCCCAUUUGGUUACAUCUGGGCUACUUGUGACAAGAAUCGAAAUAGGUGCUGCCGAGCUACUCUCGAAGAGUUGCGAGUCGUUCAUGGAGUAUCGUGUUCCCUUUCAAGUGUGGACUGAAGGCAACGGGCCGCACACAAUUCUGCAGAAUAUCAAGGUCUCAAAUUGCUAGAAAAGAG
Messenger RNA from [Torrubiella] hemipterigena, 1622 nucleotides. NCBI's taxonomy places the organism in Eukaryota, Fungi, Ascomycota, Sordariomycetes, Hypocreales, Clavicipitaceae. The record is from the annotation of a GenBank genome assembly.